AUGGCUCGUCCUAUCUUUAGCAUUUUAGUAGCUUUUUUGCUUAUUAUCAAGUUCCAUGAUUUUGCUGGAGCAGAAAUUGGUGUGACCUUCUCAAGACUAGCAGACAACUUUCCACCAGCACAAGUAGCUCCCCAUCACGAUGCUUUACAAGCAUUGAAAGGUCAGGGCAUACAAGUGAUCUUAGGAGUUGGCGACGACGAAGUUGAAGCAGUAAGUAAAUCCGCUGCACCGAAAUGGGUCAAAGACAAUGUUGUGCCAUAUGCAAAUCAAAUAACCAUUAUAGCCAUAGCUAUUGGACAUGAUCUAAUCCCUAAUAGUAAAUUAGCAGUUUACGUUCUUCCUGCACUGCAAGCAAUGAAAGAAGCACUGGAAGAUCAUGGGCUUACUCUUAUUUCUGUAACAACGCCAUUUACAUUAAAUACACUUCUUACACAUUUUCCUCCAUCCCAUUCAACUUUUGAUCCGCAAAAGAUUUAUCUUAUUAAACCCAUUAUCAAUUUCUUGGCAACUCACAGUCCUCUUCUUUUAUGUGAUAUUUACCCUUAUGAAGCUUAUCUAAUGGACUCUCACCUUGUUAGUUUAGAUUAUGCUUUGCUUAAUAAGACAAAUGUUGAGGUUCUAGAUGGUCCAUUCGAAUAUACCAAUAUGCUUGAUGGUUUAGUAGAUGCUUUUUACAGUGCAAUUGAAAAACUUGAAGCAGGAACUGUUAAGAUUGUUGUGAGUGAAACUGGGUGGCCGUUUUCUGAAAAAAUAUAUGCUUCUGCUCAAUAUGCAAGAGCGUAUGCUUCAAAUGUGUUCAAACGGGGACAAGCAAAUACAGGAACACCGAAGAAACCUUUUUGGGCAUUGGACGUUUUUGAAUAUAACUUGUUUUUUCAAAAUGAUGCUCCUCUAGAUAAGAAACCAUAUGCUUUAUUUUACCCUAAUAUGUCUGCCAUGUAUUAG
Molecule: messenger RNA, 945 nt
Organism: Jatropha curcas
Lineage: Eukaryota; Viridiplantae; Streptophyta; Magnoliopsida; Malpighiales; Euphorbiaceae
Source: RefSeq, a predicted model, not a curated record